Trichoderma virens Gv29-8 is the source of this 1104-nucleotide messenger RNA. RefSeq lists its product as uncharacterized. The transcript is spliced from 3 exons. Lineage: Eukaryota; Fungi; Ascomycota; Sordariomycetes; Hypocreales; Hypocreaceae. Bases 1 to 1104 code for a protein of 367 amino acids. The record is from RefSeq and is a predicted model, not a curated record.
AUGAGCUCCUUUAAGCCUGGGUUUUGGGUUAUUCUGCUGUCCCCAACGCUGGGUAAACCGGUUGAGUUCCAAAAUCACUACGAAUGCUUUCUCCUAGUUGACAUUCUGAUCGACUUUGACAUCGGCGUCAUGCUUUUGCACCGACUCAGAAGAAUCGCGGGCAGGAGGCAUUAUCGCGUUGUGGUUGUGAUCGUCGGCGUGCUCGGGUUCAAUCCACACAAUGAUGACAACGUUGUCAACAAAGCAAUCUAUGAUCAACUGAUAAAACGGUACAUUGCCGAAAAUAACGAUUGGCCCUCUGAGCUACAGGAUGAAUUCAAGUCAGAAGACAAACUGCUUGAGUACAGAAUCUCAAAAAGCACAGGCUUUUGCUGUCUUCACAAAAUCAGCAGGUGGAUGGUUCGAGAGACAACGUGGGCACGCUUUUGGACUCUACGAGUGAUGUUUGGUCCAAUAGCUUGCGCAAAUCAAGGCUGGUUUGACGAGUUCUCAAGAGAAUAUCCGAUGGCGUUAGACGACGCUCCAGCAGGGAUAGUUCCAGCAAACUUCGCAGAGCUAUUUGCUUUGAGGGAGUGGACGCCAGAGGAGAGUCAAAUGGAGCGAUGGAUAUUUCACUCGACCAAUACAACCAGGUAUGGGAAACGAAAAGCAGUCAAGGUCAUGACCGUGGACAGAAAGAAGCCAAAGCUUAGAGCCUCCUCUUCCAUGGCCGCUUCCAACACCGACACUCGCACCAACAUCCCCACCGCGACAGCCAUUGCAGUUGAUCUUACGAUUCCCGUCAGAGAUAAGAGAGCAAAUGCAUCCUCGCAGGGCUCCGUUGUCCAUGGCAGGGUGCCUCAGACGGUCCAUCAACAGUGCAACCAGGAAUUCAGCGGCAGUAUCAAAAUCAUGGAAGAAGCUAUAGAGCGUUGCAGUGCGCUUCACCAAGCGCAGGCUGAAGCGCUGGAACUCCUUCGCAAUCAGCUGCAGCUUGUGAAAACCCAGUACAACGCCAAGGAAAAGCAGUUAGAGGAGCAUUUAGAUGAGGAGCAAGGGAAUAGAGAUGCUUUGGAAGACAGUGCUUCGAGAAUUGAGCGAGCCAUCAAGAGGGAAGACCGCUGA